Molecule: messenger RNA, 1326 nt
Organism: Trichoderma asperellum CBS 433.97
Lineage: Eukaryota; Fungi; Ascomycota; Sordariomycetes; Hypocreales; Hypocreaceae
Cellular component (GO): cytoplasm
Molecular function (GO): 2-oxoglutarate-dependent dioxygenase activity
Source: RefSeq, a predicted model, not a curated record
ACAGAAUACCCAAGUCUAUCUCAGCUCCCUCUUUGUGUUAUACUUAACAAGAAAAAUAAAAGAGGGAAAUAUGGCACCUGCAGUCACAGAAACCGUGGCUCAAGUCACCGAAAAUCCCAAGCAAAAGCCCGUUGCGAGCUUGAAAGAGCAAGUCCAGCCGAAUCUGGAGACCGGACAUCGUGAACCAUUGAAGCUGAGCGGUGCCCUCGAUCAGUUCAAACAAUUCGAGGUCACUCCAGUUAUCGGAAAAGAAUUUGUGGACGUUGAUCUGGCAGAAUGGCUGAGAGCGCCUAACUCAGACGAGCUGCUUAGAGAUCUGGCGAUUACUGUAUCUCAAAGAGGUGUUGUUUUCUUUCGGAAACAAGACAAUAUUACAAACGACCUCCAAAAAGAACUUGUGCAGCGCCUUGGCGAGCUGUCCGGAAAGCCAGCGACCUCCGGGUUGCAUAUUCACCCCGUUAACAAUGGCGCCCGGGACCAUGGUAUAGAAGACAACGAAAUCAGUGUCAUCUCUUCUGAACAAGCCAAAAAGAUUUAUGCCGACCGAUUCUUAAAAACUAAUAAGCGUCAGAGUCAGAAGUCUCAAUGGCACUCUGAUAUCACAUUUGAGCCCAUCCCAAGUGAUUACGCUCUAUUGAGGUUAACAGAGUUGCCCACAACUGGCGGAGAUACACUAUGGGCAUCUGGAUAUGAGCUCUAUGAUCGCAUCUCUAAGCCGCUGCAGGGGUUCCUGGAUGGUUUAACUGCCUACUACGCACAGCCGGGGUUUAAAGAGGCAGCUGACCACAACGGAUUUUCUCUAUUUUCCACCCCUCGGGGAGCUCCCGAAAACAUCGGCGACGUUCUAGAAGCUAUUCAUCCCGUGAUCCGUACCAAUCCUGUUACUGGGUGGAAGAGCGUCUUUGCCGUGGGCCACCAUGUUCAGCGUAUCCAUGGCUUGUCAGAAGAUGAAUCAAAACAUUUCCUCGACUGGUUUGUUCGACUAAUCGUUGAGAACCAUGAUCUACAAGUUCGCAAUCGUUGGCAAAAUGUGAAUGAUCUGGCAAUUUGGGAUAACCGUAGUGUGUACCACGCUGCUACGCCAGAUUACAUCAAUCAAGGGCUUGGUGAGCGGACUGGAUCAAGGUCUGUGAGCUUAGGUGAGAAGCCUUACUUUGACCCUCAGAGUUUGAGUCGUCGGGAAGCGAUUGCACUUGGAAAAUAGUAAGAAACACAGUCAUGCGGCAGCGACCGGCAGCUUAUGGGAGCCAUAGCAAGUGUAUGAGAGAUUUACAUAAAUACAUCAAUAAAGUCCGAUGUAUCAAUUCGAUAUAUGAUCUUGCACGC